Cyprinodon tularosa is the source of this 4328-nucleotide messenger RNA. It is a transcript of the gene wnt3a, whose product is annotated as wingless-type MMTV integration site family, member 3A. The transcript has 4 exons. Gene Ontology annotation, cellular component: extracellular region. Gene Ontology annotation, biological process: canonical Wnt signaling pathway; cell fate commitment; multicellular organism development. NCBI's taxonomy places the organism in Eukaryota, Metazoa, Chordata, Actinopteri, Cyprinodontiformes, Cyprinodontidae. The record is from RefSeq and is a predicted model, not a curated record. Gene Ontology annotation, molecular function: frizzled binding; cytokine activity. The coding region runs from base 313 to 1422 and encodes 369 amino acids.
CACACUGCAUGCUAAUGCAAUCUCAGUGAGCACUAAAACACAUCUUAAAAUUAGCUCAUUCCGACUGACAGGGCAACAGAAGGAGCAUAUCAUCUGAAUUUCCCCCUUUGGCGAUACCUGCUGAUUGGGUCCUUAAAAAGCCAACGGCUUUUAACUUUUAAUAUUUGGCUCUUCACUUCUGCACAGAGUACUAGGGAUAGAUAGAUUUUUUUUUUAUCUCUCUCGGUCUUGGAGGAUUUAAAUAAAAUCAAUCAGUUUGUAAAAUCGUUUUAUUUUAUUUCUCUACUCUUGAGUUCCGAGCUGUCCGCGCGGAUGAGCGCGCGCGUUGGCGUUCUGCUGGAGAAGUUCUGCCAAACUUUAAGGAUGAUAUACCUUGGAUGCGUUCUGCUGCUCUGUGGGCUUAAGCAUGUUAUGGCAAGCUAUCCCAUCUGGUGGUCACUAGCAGUUGGCCACCAGUAUUCAUCAAUAGGUACCCAACCUAUCCUUUGUGGCAGUAUACCAGGUUUGGUGCCCAAGCAGCUGCGCUUCUGCCGGAACUACGUUGAAAUCAUGCCCAGCGUAGCCGAGGGGGUGAAGAUCGGCAUCCAAGAGUGCCAACACCAGUUCAGAGGCCGGCGCUGGAACUGCACAACGGUCAACGACAAUUUGGCUAUCUUUGGGCCAGUCUUGGACAAAGCCACUCGAGAGUCUGCCUUUGUUCAUGCCAUUGCGUCAGCGGGGGUUGCUUUUGCUGUGACCCGGGCUUGCGCUGAUGGUUCAGCCACCAUCUGUGGAUGCGACGCACGUCACAAGGGACCCCCUGGAGAGGGCUGGAAAUGGGGUGGCUGCAGUGAAGAUGUUGAAUUUGGAAGCAUGGUGUCCCGUGAGUUUGCAGACGCGAGGGAGAACCGUCCGGAUGCACGCUCUGCCAUGAACCGCCACAACAACGAGGCAGGAAGAAUGUCCCUCAAUGACAACAUGUUCCUGAAGUGCAAGUGCCAUGGGCUCUCAGGCAGCUGUGAAGUCAAGACAUGCUGGUGGUCUCAACCAGACUUUCGGGUCAUUGGAGACUACAUGAAGGACAAAUAUGACAGCGCUUCUGAGAUGCUUGUGGAGAAACACAAGGAGUCCCGCGGCUGGGUGGAGACAUUGAGACCCAAGUACAACUACUUCAAGCCCCCCACAGAUCGUGAUCUGGUUUAUUACGAAAGCUCCCCCAAUUUUUGCGACCCCAACCCAGAGACAGGAUCCUUUGGUACCCGAGAUCGCAUCUGCAACCUGACAUCCCAUGGCAUAGACGGCUGUGAUCUACUAUGUUGCGGCAGAGGUCACAACACCAGGACUGAGAAGAGGAAGGAGAAGUGUCACUGCAUUUUCCAUUGGUGCUGCUAUGUCAGCUGCCAGGAAUGUGUAAGAGUCUAUGAUGUGCACACCUGCAAAUAAACAUGUAGAGGUUCUCAAAAAGCCAUAUCAGAACAUUUUAGAAGGCAGAGGAACAAAUACAGGUUUCUUCCUAGAAAACGUGUGUUGUUUAAACACUGACGACUGCCCUGGUGUUCUACGCUGGGAUGCUACAAAGAGCGAGUCUGUGCAAAUCAGCUCAACCUGAAAGCAUCAUUCAUAAAGUGGAGUGUCUAAGGCUAUGUUUUAAAGGUUUUGCAUGCUGAAGUUGGAACAAAAGAACUGUUGGCAAAAAAGCAAACACCAUAUUGGUGUUUUUGUCUUCUAUGUAAAUAGUAGCUAUUUUUGUUAAGAAUUAAACAGCACUGUCAUUGUUUCCCCUGACAUUUAAUCCUCUUUCAGUUUUGCCACAAAAAUACUUUAAUUUACCUUACAAGAAACUCAACAAGCAAGCAUUCCCUUCCUCUGUUUAUUUGUAUUUCUGCCUAUGUUUGAACUAACAUAAUCACAGUUUCAUAGUGUUAUUGAUAUUUAGUAAAGAAUGCACUUGCACCUCAGUGAAUGUAGCUAUUUACUGUAACAUGUUUACACAUCCUUAAGCUAACACGUAAUUAUCUCAUUUAAACGAAUAACAUUAUCUAAGAGUAACCAGAGAAGCCAGACAUGGUUGAACACCAGAAAAAGACAAAACAUUUAACCCAUUCCAUUUACUUUUUUAUUGUUUAGAAUUCCUGCAAUGGGGUUCUGUAAAAAGCUUAUAUGCGGUUAUAUGCAAUUUAUUAUCUGCAGCACAUUACUCUCAUUGGCAUUUAAAACAUGAAAUGGUACGGAAGGCAAAAGUGAUUGGCUAAUCUCAGAGGAGCCAAGAAAAUAGUUGACUUUUCCCAUCUCAAAACAAAUCCAUAUUUAAAAGUGUCAUACUUGUCCAUGCAAUUUGCAGGUCAGUUGGUAUUUUGUUACUUUAAAAAUGCUUCACCUGUACAUGAUGUUGAUACAGAUGGACAUCCAGCCCCCUGUAUAAAGUCAAAUUUAAAAGAUAUUCCAAAUUCCUUUUUGGAACACUUUUGGUACAGUACAAAGUAAUUGUCUAUGAUGUUUCUUUGUUUCAUUUUAAAAUGAUUGUCUAUAGAAACUCAAACAUUUACUUUUACUCAAAUCCAAAGUAAAUGUAAGCAAAGAAUUUUGGCUAAAAGAUUGAUUUGUUAGAGAUUUUGGCUUCUGCAAAGAGACUGAAAAUAAAUAGAAAAAAAAAGAUUAUUUUCUUGAAGUUUCUUUUAGUAAAGCUUAUAUUAUAACUUAUCUUCGUUUGUUUUUCAACAAAUUUCCAUCCACUUUUUUAUAUCAUUUUUAAUACAGAAAAAAAUGCUUUGCACAUGAGUUAUUCACACAUUAAAUAAAUAUAUAUACAUAUAUUUAAGUAAAACCACUGUAACAUUUCUGCUGCUUCCAAUGCUUAACCUGUUGUUUCACCAACUUACAGUUGGAAAUUGGUUCUGUUCUCAGCAUGAUUUUCACACAGGAACAUUUUGGAUGUCUACUUAGUAUCUCCAUUUUCAUUGUAAAUAACCACUGGCUUCUCUGCAAUUUUUAAAAAUAAUGAUAGCCUUUGAUAGUGUUUCAAAUUCAGUUAAUUAAUUUUAGUUCAUCUAUAAUGUUGAUAAGAUCCUAGUCAAAACAGGCUAAUAAAAGCCGAUCAUAUAGGUAAAAGUCUCAGAAUUGUAUUGAACUGCUGACUUUGCAGCAUUUUUUGGAUCAACUUGUUAACCUUGCAGCAGUCUUUCAUUGUGAGCAGGCACUGUGUGACAAUGGAAAAGAAAAACUCCUUUUUACAGGAGAAACCUGCACCAGUACCUGAUUCAUUAGAAGCAGUUAUUUGCCAUAUAUGACUGUGUAUGAGAAGCCAGACCAGACACACUAAGGUUAUGGACCAUGAACACACAUAUUAAAGAGAAAUAAAGAACAAAAGUCUGAAUAUCAAGCUAUAUUUUAUUCUUUAAAAUUAAGUUUAGCUUAAAAAGAGGGGUGUCCACUUUUUAUCUCCUUUGUGUAUUAACCGUUAGAUAUAAAUAAAUGCGCUGAGUCAUUUGCUCAUGAAAGACAGAUUUUAUUCAAAGUCCGAUACUGAAAUCUUUCUGUAAAAUCUAGAAAAGGCUAUACUUUUAAACACAUUGGUGUCCAAAAGAAAAAUAAAAUAAAAUUGUAAUCAAAUAUCUAUAGCUAAGACUUCGAGGUCAGCUGAGAAAUAUGAAGUGCUCUCUACCUGAUUCUGAUGAUAUUAGUAAAGUCCCAUGUUAUCCAAUGUGGACAUUACUGUUAUUUGUGAAAGAGACCUGUCUUGUUAUGUAUAGUUAUGACUUUAAUCAAUCAGAAGGUUACGCUGCAGCAAUAUUAGAUAAAGAUAACAAAAGGGAUGAAUAAGGAUGUUUUAUAAGCUCUUUGUAUUGCAUUUGCUAUAGAAAAAUGACCAAAACCUUUUUUUUCAAUGAUUCCAAGCUAUGGCUUCCUGUUCCGCAAAACUAAGUAAAGAGCAGCACCAGUGAAGCUAACAACACUCCCUUAUUAUAAUGCUGCUAAGGUAUCAUAAGUUCAAGUGUUUGUUUUUCAACUUACAUAUUUGUUCCUGUGUGAUAAUGUUAUUAUAUGCAUAUUGUGAUUCUUUCCGUGAAAGAUACUUUUUAUUGUAGUUGGUAAAAAUGUGAAAAACGUGUUUUACAAAUUUUUGCUCAAAGUUAUACAGAUUUAUCUUAAUAGAGUAAUAUAGAGUUAGCUAGGGUUUUUUUUUUUUUUUUUUUGAUUGUCUGGAAGUUCAUUGUCAUGCUAACUAUUAAGUCAAUGAGGUGGCAUAGAUGGACAAAAGCACAUCAAUAUAGGGCUGAAUUCAAAUGCACAAGAGAAAUAAAGCACAAGAAUUAACAGCCAAACAAAGAAAAAAAACAUUUAAGACAGCA